AACCGACACAAACAAAACAGCUUCGGCUGCACUUUCGAUUAAACGAGGGAACAAUACAGACAGGCCACAUUGUGCUGUCCUCUAAAGGCCGCCGAUUGUCUUCCCUCAUCGCCAUUUUUCAGCCGACAGACGGCACGGUGUAGUAAUGGACACCGACUACUCGUCCGGCUUGGAAAACCCUCUGUACAGCGAGCUGAAAUACUUCUGUAGGAAGAUCCAGGAGGCCUACAACGAGCUGAAGGAGGAUCUGACACCUUACCGAGAUGACCGUUUUUACAGAUUGGCUCCUAUGCGGCUCUACACCCUGUCCAAAAGACAUUUUGUCUUGGUCUUCGUGGUGUUCCUGAUCUGUUUCGGCCUCACAGUCUUCAUUGGGAUUGCAGGUCCUAGGAUUAUCUCUAAGCAAGAGCACAAUGGGGAACAUUUACUUUCCAAAAACCUCACAGUUAAGACUGGGCCCUUCCAUCUACUUUCUCCUCCUCUAACCACCUACAACCAGCAGCUGUGGCUCACUUGUGCAAUGCAAGCUGAACACAGUAACGUGGGUGACUUCCAGCAGCCUUUCGAGAUCAACGUUGAGCUAAAGGGAGUGAUGCAGGACGCCAGUGUGAUGUAUGUCAACAACGUGCACCAGAGAUCACGAACGCUACACUGCGGAACUAAAUGUGAUGAAAUCAUCGUGCUGCAUCUGGGAUACCUGAACUACACCCAGUACCAGGUCACGGUCGCCUUCAAAGGCCUUGAAAAUAUCACAUAUGAAAUCAAGGUCACCUUUGUGUGGAAAACAUACAAUCCUGUCUUUUCACAAGUGGAGAUCUGGUUCCGGUUUGUCUUUGUGGUGUUGACCUUCAUGGUGACGUGUAUGUUUGCUCACUCACUGAGGAAGUUUUCUAUGAGGGACUGGGGCAUAGAACAGAAGUGGAUGUCUGUCCUGCUCCCACUGCUGCUACUCUACAACGAUCCAUUUUUCCCGCUGUCAUUCCUGGUGAACAGCUGGUUUCCGGGGACGUUGGAUGCAUUCUUUCAGGCUCUCUUCCUGUGUGCCCUGCUGCUCUUCUGGCUCUGUGUCUAUCAUGGCAUCAGAGUGCAGGGUGAGAGGAAAUGCCUGACGUUCUACCUGCCUAAGCUGGUCAUUGUGGGUCUUCUGUGGCUCUCUGCAGUUACUUUGGGAAUAUGGCAAACGGUCAAUGAACUCCAAGACCCUACCUACCAGUACAAAGUGGACAUAGUGAACUUUCAGGGCAUGAAGGUCUUUUUCCUGGUCGUAGUUUGCCUCUACAUCCUGUACCUGAUCUUCCUGAUCCUCAGAGCUUGUUCUGAACUGAAGAACAUGCCCUACUCAGAUCUCCGGCUCAAGUUUUUGACAGCACUGACGUUUGUGGUCCUCGUUAUAAGCAUGGUCAUUCUCUACCUGAGGUUUGGUGCCAAGGCUCUCCAAGACAAUUUUGUGGCUGAAUUAUCUACUCAUUACCAAAACUCAGCUGAAUUUUUAUCCUUCUAUGGCCUACUCAACUUCUACUUGUACACGUUAGCGUUUGUGUAUUCCCCCUCCAAAAAUGCUCUUUAUGACUCCCAGUUGAAGGAUAAUCCUGCUUUCUCUAUGCUAAAUGACUCAGAUGACGAAGUAAUAUACGGGAGCGAUUAUGAAGAGAUGCCUUUACAAAACGGACGUGCUAUUAAAGCAACCGCCAAAUACCAGGAUGAGACUGACAGUGACUGACGGACCUCUGAUUGCUCUUCUUCUGCGUCCCUGUUGGCAACUAUCGGAAUACAAUACAACAAACCGUCAUGUGUACGUGUAAAUAAGGAGUAUUUGCAUCGGUAAUACAAAACCACUAAGUGUACAUAAAUAUAUUUUUAAAAAGUUCCGUGUCUACUGAAUGUACUGUAAUUUUACUGAAAGUGGGAGGCACGUCAAGCUAUUUUCUUCACUGUUCAUGCUUUGUCCCAUUGAAAACGAGAGAAAUGCUUGUCAAAUGGUACAAUCUUUAGCAGUUUGUAGUGUUUAUUUUUCCUUCACAACUAGCAUUUCAUCACAACCUGAUGGCUGUAAAUGAUCGGGAAAAGUGCUAAUAUUAAUUGGGGAUUUGUGUGUGUGUGUGUGUGUAUGUGUGUAAAGGUCAAUCAAUGUUAUUUUUAAUGCUUUCUGUUGAACCACUAUUGCCACUCUAUACUUUGUAAGUGGUUUUUGCCAUUCCUAUCCGCUCUCUUGACAGUUUGAGAAUAACGUGUAUAUCUGGCCAAAGCUGAGUCAACCAGGCUCAUGCUGCAGCAGCCAUAAGUUCACUCUAACAGCCAGCAAAUGACAUGAUUAAUGAAUAAUGGGGAAUUUAAGUGCCAUAGCAGCGUUGGCUGUCGACAAAAACCUCUUUGUUCUCAGACAUGUUAAAAUAAAGAUAACAGAGAGAGCCUUAACUGGAGUAGGUACCACUGACCUCUGACUACUCCGCUUACCAAUUCUUUCCUUGGAAAGCAGCUUUGUAAUUGCACUUGUUUAAGGUUUUUUUUUUUAUUUAUUUUGCUGAAAGUUGAUAACAUUUGAUACUGUAUUGUGAUUACCUGGAUGGAUGGAUGGAUUUUGAUGAAUUACAUGAAUUUUACACUUAAUGAACUACUGAUCUAUCAUAUUAAACAUUUCUUACUUAGAUAUUAUUUUAAGUCAUCUGUUCUUUUUCCACUACACAAUGUUCCUAUAUGUGUAAAAUGAGACACACGCUGCCCUUUCCUGUUUUAUAAAGCUGGAGCUUAUGGACAAAAAUAGCCAAAACAAAAGUGUUUCUGUUCUUUACAAUUAAUAUCUCAACACGUAUUCUUAACAAGAUGGUGCCUUGUCUUUACAUCACCCUGUUUUCUUCCCAAUGGGCUGCAGUCUCAUAUUUGUCAGUGCUUUGACAUACAAUAUAUGUACAUGUUUGAUUAUUUCAGUGUGAAUGUAGCUUUUGUUGGUUUAAGACAGCUAGAUGGGGUUGUUGUGGGUCCUGAUAUGUUGGAAGUUCUUGCAUUAUCUGUUGCUUUAUGAGAUGAAAAGCUGUACAUGUAGCACUCUUGUCAUGUCACUUGUAAAUAAAGCAAAGUAUAUACAGCA
This is a messenger RNA of Thunnus maccoyii (southern bluefin tuna), 3085 nucleotides long. RefSeq names its product transmembrane protein 181 (gene tmem181). The transcript is spliced from 17 exons. NCBI's taxonomy places the organism in Eukaryota, Metazoa, Chordata, Actinopteri, Scombriformes, Scombridae. The record is from RefSeq and is a predicted model, not a curated record. The coding region runs from base 146 to 1720 and encodes 524 amino acids. Gene Ontology annotation, molecular function: toxic substance binding.